AUGUCACCAAUAACACGUAGUAUAACCAGUCUUCAUCGUAUUUGUAAUCCAAAUUUUCCUACAUAUCGAGAUUUAGAUGAUGCUUAUAAUUUCUCCGUUCCAUUUAUCGAAGAUGAUGCAAAAAAAUAUUUACAAAGAAUCUUGGAUACCGAUGAAAUGCGUGAACUUUACAAUCCGAUAUCGGAAGAAUAUUGGAUCGUUAAUAAUGUUGAUGCUCUUAAUCAAGUGGUUUAUUAUAAAAUGAAAAGAAGUUUAUUUAGAAAAUAUAAACAACAAUUUAUUAAUGCCGGAAUUGAAUUAGAAUUCUUAAAAUGUCAAAAGAGUGAAAUUGGUUGUGAUAUAUUUUGUUCAAAUUAUAUCAGUAAGCAAAAUUCUACUGUUUCAAAUUUAUCAAAUUUAUCAAGUUUUUAUUAUGAUUCAUCAGAUGAUACCAACAAUCAUAAUAAUCUUAAUAAUCUCUACAAGAUUAAAAUUCGUGUUAAAAAGGAUGAAUCUUCCCAAACAGUUUUGGGUGAUUACGUAGAACGUCCACACCGUCGACAUUUACAAUAUUCACAAUAUUCACAAUAUCCAAAUUAUUCAAAUCAUCUGAAUCAUGGAGCGGUAAAAUCUCAAGUUAAAGAAUUUAUUGAAAGUGAAAUGUCAAGAAUUGCUGCUGGCGAUAUUUCUUCUAAUCAAAAUUAUUUAAGUAAUUCGAUUGAUGAAAAGAAUGGAUUAGCAGGAUUAGUAAGGAAACAAUUAAACGAGGUUCUUCAUGACCAACUUUCUAAAAUGAUGGAUGGAAUUAGUACGGAUUAUGCACUUUAUUCUGGAGGUGCACGUAUAAUUCCUCAUAUAACUUCACGCGGUUAUGAAGAAUGGCCAAGUAAAGGAUAUCAAAAAUUAUGGGGAAUGUUGACUCAUCGAAAUGUGAUAAAAUCAAAUAAUGCUGAAGUAGUUAUAUCACCUAAUGUUAAUGUAGGUGAAUGUUGGUGUUUUAAUGCUACUCGAGGUCAAAUUGCCAUAAGAUUAUCUCGAAGCAUUGUAAUCACUCAUAUCACUUAUACUCACAUUGGAAAAGAAGUUGCUAUUGAUCCAAUAAAUUUCAAUUUAUUCUUGGGUAAAUAUGAAUAUGAUUUAGAAAAAAGACCAACUCAAUCAUUUCAAAUACCCGAAAAUCAUCGUAUAAGAGCAAUUUUGAUGAAAAUAUUAAAUAAUCAUGAAAACCCUAAAUUUACUUGUUUAUAUAGAUUACAAGUUCAUGGAGAUUUACCUUUGUAA
Molecule: messenger RNA, 1260 nt
Organism: Diversispora eburnea
Lineage: Eukaryota; Fungi; Glomeromycota; Glomeromycetes; Diversisporales; Diversisporaceae
Source: the annotation of a GenBank genome assembly